This is a messenger RNA of Jatropha curcas, 1979 nucleotides long. RefSeq lists its product as uncharacterized. The record is from RefSeq and is a predicted model, not a curated record. NCBI's taxonomy places the organism in Eukaryota, Viridiplantae, Streptophyta, Magnoliopsida, Malpighiales, Euphorbiaceae.
UCCCUCCCGUUUGCAUGCCAAAUUAGAAUUUUCUUAUUAUGUGAUGUACAAGGUCCCGAUCUAAAUACUUCAUAUAAAUAUGUCUAUAGUUACCUCCAAAAAAAUCAACAAAAUUCCAAAACCCAUCUCAAGUUUUUUAUUUUGACUUUUAUGUAUCUUCUCUGUCUUCUCCUUGCUUUCUCAUACCUUAAACUCUCCGUCAGAACAAUCUUUCUGAUACCCGAUAAGCUUAAGAUUAACGAGAAUCAACAACCAUGAGCUUAUGAAAACUAGACCAAAAUGACCAUGGACCGAACUUCACCCCCCGAAACCCCAAAUAGAGACCCAAAAUCUGUUAUAGUCCUUUCUAUCGACUGUCUUAAAGGUAGUUCCAAAGCCGAUGAAUGGACCGGAGACAUGCUCCAAACCGGCGACAUAGUUGAAGAAAUCAGGAUCGGCUCCGCUUCUUCUUCAGGAUCAAGAUCGUCUCAGUCGUUUAAAGCUCCGUUUAAAAAUGGAAAGAGUGGGGUCCAGAAGAUUCUUCAUGGCUCGUUUAAGAAUAAAGAGACUUCGAUUCUCGUCCGAAUCAGGCGAGGCCGAGACGAGUUCGCUGAGUUGCAAGCUUGUAUCGUUCCUGAAUCGGGGUCUAAAAGGCAAUACAUUUUGAGGUCUAUUGCGGAUCCGAAUUAUACUGUUGGAUUCUCUGAUCGGUCCGAGGCGGAUUGCUUCGAGUUGCAAGCUUCAAGAAGCUCCAGAAUAGUCACUGCAUUAUCCAGUGCUACGCUUCAAGAUGGAUAUGUCUCGUAUCCAUGGACGAGGAGGAUGCAGGAGGUUCUGCCUGUUACUAAUUCAAGCUGCUUUCUUUCUAUACUUCUCCUUCCUAAAGUCUCUGAUCGAGUUGCUUCUCGGUAUAAUGACUUGGAUGACACUCUUGCCAGGGCAAAUACCUGGCUGUAUGCGUCUCAGGCUUCUGGGGUCCCGAUUGUUUUCAUGAAUAUUCAGACGGAGUCUCUGCUUACAAAGAUAUCUGGAGAGACAGCCUCUUCUACGGUGAAUGCCGGGUCAUUAUCUGAUUUGUCUAAUCUAGCACAUGCAAGCUUGUAUGGCUUCGAGGAUUACCAUGGAGUUGACAUUGGCGUUGUUAGAGCAGUCCGUCUUUGGUAUGCACCUCUGUGUGGAGAGUUUGCAAUAGAGAUGAAAAUAAAAGAGGAUGAUUCAAAGCUAGGGUUUGCCAUUAGUCGCACAGAAGAGGGGUUUAUCUAUAUUUCAUCAGUCAUUGAAGGUAAUGAAAAUACACCCUCAACAAGGUCAGGUCUCAACAAUCUAUACAGAGAGGCAACAAAUAAAUCAAGACUGCUAGUUGUCUCAAGAGUAUCAAACCAGAGGGUCCUUCCUUGGAUGGUAUCUUCAACAGGAGCAGUAAGAUGCUUCGACACGGUUUCCCUCAGCCAAAAACUGUCGCUGCAUCGGCAUGCCAAGGUGCCUAUCCUCAUUCAUGUCUUCUUAUGGGACCGAUCAUUGGCUUCAAUUAGUACAGCCAAUGCUAGGCUUAGGUCUGUCUCCCCUCCUGUCAUGUCAUUUCCACCUGAAAUUCAAUUGGCACACCCUCCCAACGAGAAUCAAAUAAUGCCUCUGCCACCUGAAGUUCCAAAUGAGGAAGAAGUGAUUAGGGAUCAGCCAGAGAUUAGACUUGAGCGAGACACAGCCGGAGAAGCCUCCUUCAGAUUCCAUGAUUUUUCACUUCCGAACAACUGGGUUUGACUAUUCUUUCAAUUUUUCUCCUUGUCAGUUGAUCUUUGUAUAGGUUACCACGGAAGUUUAUAGUUGAUUCAUUCAGAUAGCUUAAAUCAGAAAAUUAGGAAUAAGAUCCUAGAAUUAUUCAUACCCUUCUUACGUGGGGUUUGUGUAUAUGCCAAACGAAUGUCUACUUGUGCCUAUUACCUGUUAUAAAUACUUGAAUGGGUUGGCAAUUUCAAUUUUGUUAAUUCAAUAAUUUUGAA